This is a messenger RNA of Octopus sinensis (East Asian common octopus), 4091 nucleotides long. RefSeq lists its product as uncharacterized. The record is from RefSeq and is a predicted model, not a curated record. Gene Ontology annotation, cellular component: endoplasmic reticulum. NCBI's taxonomy places the organism in Eukaryota, Metazoa, Mollusca, Cephalopoda, Octopoda, Octopodidae. Bases 129 to 4007 code for a protein of 1292 amino acids. The transcript has 12 exons.
ACAUAUACUACACUUUUAUAAUGCCUGCUACUGUCACGGCAGUCGCACGGCUGUGUGUUAAACUCUAGUGCACAGCUUGGGGUAAGUUCUGGUUUUUUCUUUUCUUCUCCAAGUGAGGCCAACAUGGUAUGAUGAUGGAAAAAGUGUUGGAGACUCAGUUGGAUAACAUACACGAAACAGUCACCAGCGAACAAAGAUCAGGUCGGCAGGACAGGGUACACAGCUCCGACGACGAUGUUUUCCUCACGGGUACCACUCCACCCACACGUCGGUCAAACGUCGCUACGUUUGGCAAAAGUCCACCACUCAUGUCUUCUACGAGUCCCAGAUUGGCGAAAUCUUCCUCUCACUUCAGUGACAGCAACGGCAAAGUCCGUCCGCACAGAGGCAAGACUUCGUCCGUCGAUGAUCGUUUACAAGGGACCUUCAUGCACCCAGCUGUAUCUGCUUCUGCUUUAACUUCGGGGACAACUACAACAUCAACUUCAACCGCGGUGCCUGUCUCAGAGGCAGACCCAGUCCACUGUUCUGCUAUCAACUCUAACGAGAAACAUGACAAGACGGGCGAGUCUAGUCCAACAAACACUGGAUAUUUACCGGAUCAUAGUUAUGGAGGGGCCACAUAUUGCAGACAAUCUCGACCCCGUGGUUCUAUCUUUGAUGAUUUACUGUUUGAAAUUUAUGAUCAGUGGUACGAUAGCUACCGAGACAGCUUUGAUAGCGACACAUUUACGGAAUAUUCGAGUGCUGCGGAGAUACCACAUUAUUACACAACGGCCAGGUGGGAAUAUAACUUGGAAAGCGAAGAUAGGAGGAUAAAAAAAUUCAGCCGUGCUUAUUUGGAAAACCAAGGUGUCGAGAAACUCAAAGAAAUUGAAUCCGGUCUCCGUUAUGACAUCAAUCAAAUGUCGGCCAGAUUGGUGCGGCAAUUAAAGAGGAGGGACCAUCGAAUUGCCAAACUCAAUUGCAAUUUUGACCUUGUCACAGCCUUUUUGCAAGCAUCUUCUCUGAAGCGCCGAAUUGACACCAGAAUCAAGUUUAGCAUUGAACCACCAUUGGUUGGUGAGAACGCCUACGAACAAUGGGUAGAUGCUAUGAAAGGGGUUGCACGACUCCCUCUCGGGAUCCCUGAGGAAUUCAGAAGAAAGGUGUGGCUGAGUUUGGCUGACCAUUAUAUCAAAGAGAUCCAUCUGGACUGGGAGAAAACCGUGCGAUUUGCUUUUAAUGAUCGCUGCAAUCCAGACGACAAUAAACUUGGACUUCAAAUUGUCAAGGAUCUCCAUCGGACUGGUUGUCGCAGCUUCAGUGGCCAUGACAACGAGGAAGAACGUGCUGUUCUGAAGCGUGUCCUGUUGGCCUAUGCUCGCUGGAAUAAAAAUGUUGGUUACUGCCAGGGUUUCAAUGUGAUAGCGGCAUUAUUGCUGGAUGUCUUUGAUAGGAGGGAAGAUGAAGCAUUGAAAGUUAUGGUUUACCUCAUCGACCACGUGCUACCUGACAGUUAUUUUGCCAACAAUUUGCGUGCCUUAUCUGUUGACAUGGCUGUUUUUAGGGAUCUGCUGCACUGGAAGUUCCCUUAUCUCUCUCAGCACUUGGAAAAUCUACAGAAAGCAGCUCAGGAAGAAGCAUCAGGGUUAAUAAAGCCUAUACCAUUUAUACAACAGUUUGAAUCAGGUGCCAUCUAUGAGCCUCCAUUAACCAAUGUCUUCACAAUGCAAUGGUUUCUGACUCUGUUUGCAACUUGUCUUCCAAAGAAAACUGUUCUCCGAUUGUGGGAUUCUAUAUUACUGGAAGGUUCUGAGAUAUUACUACGAGCAGCAUUGGUAAUCUGGAACAAACUGUCCAAGAGAAUAUUAAUGGUUGGCAGUGCUGAUGAGUUCUAUACUCUCAUGGGUGAACUGACCCAAGAAAUGGUCAGUGGGGACAAGUUCAGUCCGGAAAAGUUAAUAAAGGCAAUCUACUCAAUAUCACCGUUCCCAUUUCCACAACUGAGUGAGUUACGGGAGAAAUACACUUACAACAUUCGCCCGUUUAGUGGCACUGCUAACAGUGGUAAGAAAGUGAACCAGUUUGAUGGUGGCGUGUCUAUCAGUGACGAUGACCUCGACGAAGAAGACAUGGAAGCCAUCCGCUGUUUCACUGGACUCUUCAACCUCCAAUCUCUGAACUCGGCAAACAAGGCAAAAGGUUUAGAAGGAGACGUAACCAGCACUGCAAACAGCAACUGCAAUGAUAUCUCAAUGGUAGGACCUGGUAUCUACGGAAUGCCUUCAGUUACCGAUUCCAACAACCUGACAGUGAAUCGAUCUUCGGCCUACAUGACAAGAAUGACGACUGAUUUAAGUGCCUUGAAGAAACAAUACCAAAGGCUGCGCCAAAGACAAGCUCAAGCCCAUAUUAUUUUGUCAGCUGCCAAUACUUACCAACAGAAGUCACACACAGAUUUCAUCACGCCCACAAUUGAGUCGCCGAAAGCUAUGAACCAUUUAUUUAUUGGACGAAACGCUCUGAAAAAACACAAAAAUAGAUUCAUAACUGCAGGGCCUCGUAUUGCUUGUCAAGUUCCUUCAGGCAGUGUUCCAGGGAAAGCUGCCAGCCUUUCAGGUAAAUUCCGUUCAAAGAGCUUCGAUAGCCAUUUUGAUCCAAACCAAAGUUGCCAACCAACUGAAACUCAGAAAACAAAUUGCUCAAGAAGAUCGAACUCUGAAAACACCCGUCUCCCCGAUGCACUGCAGCGAUUGCAGUCUGCUGACAAUCAUAAACUUUCAAGUAGCUCCCAAGAUAGUCUUCCCCAAGACGACACCAGUGGUGGUGGCACAAGUGCCAGUGUCGCCACAGCUGUUGUGGACUUGGCAUCUGAUACGACGUCCUCGAAGGACGACACAACUGCCGUUGAAGACACUGAUGCUGGGGAUAGCUCCCUUGCAGAUUCUGUAACGGCUUCACAAGAGAAUCCACAGGCUACCAGUGUUGAAAACCUUGCACACACGGCAGAUAUUUCCAUAAAAGACAGUCAAGAGAACCUUAAUCUCACAGACCCUCAUUCUGUAAGUGAAUUACUACAUUCCAUAUCUGAGAUCUCUGCAAAUAAUUCUGAAGAUCCAGACCCCACUCAGAACAUUACCAAUUUAGAAACCCCAACAACUGAUCCAGCAUCUAUUUCUAACGGUCCUCCUCAAACUGUGGAUUCUGGGCCAACCAUCACAUCUGCCUCUUGUCACGUUGCUAAUGGCAACGAAGACAAUGAUCACAAUCAACAUUCUUUAAUUGCCUUUGACAAUGUUCCUGAGCAUCUUGAAGAUGCUUCACUUGUGGUAACACCUGUUUCUCACCUGGAAGAUUCUGACGCAAAAAACAGUCUAGAGGAACAGGUGAGCCAGUUACUUCGAAGCCCUUCACUCGAUAGCUGUAACAAUCUGGACUUUUCAGCGCUGUCCGAGGCCUCUGACGAGGUGAGCAGUUUGGCCAGCUUCUUUGAAACAAAUAGUGAAAAUUUCAAAGUGUCAGGUGACGACGAAAAGACACCUUUAUCGUUGUCGCCAUCAGAGUUAUCUUGGGAAACUGUUCCGAAUCCUCCCCCUUCCAAAGAACGCUUUCGUUCGCAUUCGUGCUGUUCUCCUGACACGCUCUCACCGACUGAGAAAAUUGGUAUCAAGUUUGGUGUGGCUCGAAUCAACGGAGACUCGUGGUGUCAUCAGAACAUGAUGGAAUAUACCCGUAGCAUGCGGCGACGGUCAACAAAGAGCGAAUGCCAACUUCCAAGCAAUAAUUACUCAACUAAUUCCAACUCGUUAGAAUCCCUCAACAGCUUCACAACAGACAGCAAAUUUUCUAGUCGUACUGUCAACCCCAAAACUCUAGCCCAGCAAUCUGCUGCUGAUCCUUCAGUUUAUCUCAACCGGCACUGUGCUGUCAAUGGUCUCAAAUUAGGAAUGUACAAACCUUCUAUGUUAGUUCGUGUGAAUAAAAAACAAAAGCCAAGUUUACAGCGCACCUUCAGUAAGAGCUGACUGCUACAGCACACAAGCUGAUACCAAAGACUAUUCGUAACUUUAAACUAAAUUAAGACUCUUGCAGAUCUUGUCACAGAUAUC